ACUAUACAACUGUGAAGGUCAAACAUGGCUGCUGACAUGUAAAAUAUCUGUUAAAUCGGAUAAAUAGUUAAGAAGAAGUGAAGAAUCAAUAAAAUCGAACAUUUUCAAGUUUUAUUGAACGUAUUAAAAAAUAAAAGAAGUUUUCUUUCUAUAUUGUAGGGAAAAAAUAAAGAAGAAUAAAUUUGUAUUUUCUAUUUAGCCAUACGAUGGAAACGGAAAUGGAAGUUGAGGAGAGUCUUACUGUUGUUAUUCACCCUUUAGACGGUAUUAUGAGCAACGACGAUUCCCAAUGGUUGGGGAGUCUAAGACGUCUUAGAGAUGAUAUAAUAGGGAAUAAGAGAAAUAAAAAGAACUACUUAAAAACACGUCUCUUAUUUAGAUUACACGAGUUUUUAGCAAGUAGUGAUACUGAUGAAGAUAUUAAAAUCAUCUCGGCUGUUAUUAUGACAAGUUUGGCUCUAGGAGGUCAAGAGAAUGCUCAAAUAUUAAUUGAAAAUGGUUCAUUUGAAAUUGUGGUUAAAGCUUUAUCAUCGGAUAAUGUUCUUUUGAUUGAAAAUUGUCUAAGAUGCUUGAAAUAUUUACUGAAGCAUCCUUCGUGCCCAAAGAAAUGCUUUUUGGAGGAAGCAUUCGUCCAAAAAUUAAUAGAUCUACUUUAUAACUCAAACACAAUAAAAGAAUGUGUUACGGAUAUAAUGUCAAGUUGUUGCAGUAAUGAAGAAUAUCAAGAUUUCCUAUGUAAGAUGGGCGUCGUUGAAAAUGUCUGUCCUCUUAUCACAUCUCCCGUUCGUCGGGUUCAAUUGUCAUCGUUAAAGUUUUUGGUUUCUCUUGUUUCUAAUAAUGAACGCGCUGCAAUGAAAGUCAAUGAAACAAUGUAUGGAAACGAAUCUAUAACAUCAAUAAUUGGUAGAUCUAUGUCAAGAGGCGAAGAAGUUGAAUUACAAACUGUUAAAGCUAAAUUUCUUACUAACAUGUACAGAUGCAAGAGUCUUGAAGCAAAUAAUCCACUGAUUGUAAAAAAGGCUUUAACUACUUUGGUUCGCAUGUGCCAAUCUGAUAAAACUUGGGAACAAAGGGUUGAAGGAGCUGAAACCCUGGCUCACUUAAUUGAAGUAGACACCGAAUUGCAGAAGACUGCAGCAAUUUGCGAAAACGUCUUACAAUCCUUAUCACAGUAUUUUAAAUAUCCUGGCAGCUGGAUAGACAAAGACUUAAUGCCGAAAGAAAAAGAUGGUAUCAUAGUUGGAAAUGAGCUAAGACAAGCUGCGUUUAAAGCUUUCGCUUCAUUGGGUGCUAAUGAUGAAGAAAUAAGAAAAAAGAUUAUCGAAACGGAGACUGUCAUGAGACACAUUGUGCAAGGCUUGAGUGAUCCCGUUGCAAAAGUUCAAUUAGCUGCAGUUCGAUGUAUGCUUAGCUUAUCGAGAUCUGUGCAGUUGCAGAGGACAACCUUUCAAGACUAUUCCGUUUGCCAACCCUUAAUGAAGCUAAUUAAAAAUGCAUCGGAUGAACUAAUGACUGUUGCAUCAUCAACUCUUUGUAAUUUGCUUUUGGAGUUCUCUCCAAGCAAGGAACCUUUGAUAAAUCAAGGUGUUGUUGAUGUACUUGUAGAUUUGAGUAAGAGGGAUGAAUGUUCACUUCGUCUUAAUGGAGUUUGGGGAUUGAUGAAUAUAGCUUUUAAAGCUGAGCAAUCUACCAAAAAAUUAAUCAUUAGCACAUUGGGUACGGAACAUUUGAAUAAACUACUGUUGGACUCUUCGGAAGUUAUUAUGAAAACUUUGGGUUUAAUUCGAAAUUUGCUUUCUAAUCAACCUCAGCAUAUCGAUGAAAUUAUGCACCAGCAUGGUAAAGAUAUAAGUGAAGCUGUGUUAAUGAUUAUCAAGAGUGAUCGUGGAUCAGAAGUGAAAGAACAAGCUGUCUGUAUACUUGGAAAUGCAGCUGACAGUGAAACAGGCAAAAAUUUCAUAAUGACUAACGAUGAUAUUUUAAAUUCUUUGAAAACGUAUAUGAGUAAUGAUAUAGAUAUAAAUUUACAAACUGCUACCGUUAUCUGUCUCGGGAACUUAGUCCAAACGGAUGAUGGAGCUAAAGGUAGACAAGAAAAGUUACGCAAUAUGGGAUUUGAGGAAUUAUUGAAAAAAAUGUUGGCUACUGAUCAUCAACAAUUAUAUGAAAAGGUGAAAUCAACACUCAGUCAAUUUCAAUCCCUUUGAUUGAUUAUUAUAUAAAAGAUUUCAUUUUUAAACAAUGAUAUAUUGACUCUGAACUUUUUAUGUUUGUCAAUAAUAAUAAAAAAAAGAGAAUCGAUUGAUUAA
Dimorphilus gyrociliatus is the source of this 2309-nucleotide messenger RNA. The record is from the annotation of a GenBank genome assembly. NCBI's taxonomy places the organism in Eukaryota, Metazoa, Annelida, Polychaeta, Dinophilidae.